AUGAAUGCCACCGACGUCUCGUACCACGGUCCAGGGCGGAUUUCCUUCACGCCGCUCUUGGCCGCGAAUGCUAUCCUCACAACCAUUUUCACCGUCUUAUUGCUCGUCCACAUGCUUCUUGCCAUUCGCUUCUGGCGGUUCUACGGAUAUGCUUUUGGCAUGCUCGGUGGUCUUUUGUUAGAACUACUCGGAUACGUGGCUAAAGUCCAGCUCGCCCGCGACCGAAGUAAUAAGAAUGCAUACAUCAUGUAUAUCAUCGGUCUGACUCUCGGGCCUACCUUCCUCUCCUCAUCGCUCUAUCUCGGGAUCAGCCAACUCCAACGACACUUCCAAUCACCUUGUUUUUCCAAGGUCGGGCCACGGCUUUUCACGACCAUUUUCAUUCUGGGUGAUUUUGCCUGUCUGUGCUUCAUUGGGGUUGGAGGGUCCCUGGCUGCAAUCUACGCCGAAAAGCCUAUAGGAAUAAAUCUGAUGAUGGCAGGGCUGGGAACCCAGGUGUUGGUGACGGCAGUAUUCUGUGUCGUGCUGUCAAUGCUCGCACGCAAACUGUGGGAGGAGAUUCUGCGCGGCGGGAAGAAAUGGUAUAUUAUUGGUGAGUGGACCUGGAAGGAUACAGUAGUGGUUCUGGAGAUCUAA
Messenger RNA from Aspergillus terreus NIH2624, 636 nucleotides. RefSeq lists its product as uncharacterized. The transcript is spliced from 2 exons. Gene Ontology annotation, cellular component: plasma membrane; fungal-type vacuole. The record is from RefSeq and is a predicted model, not a curated record. Bases 1 to 636 code for a protein of 211 amino acids. Lineage: Eukaryota; Fungi; Ascomycota; Eurotiomycetes; Eurotiales; Aspergillaceae.